AUGAGACAAAGAAACGGAGACACUAUUGAACAAAUGAUUGGCAACACUGGCCUUAUUGAAUUGAAAAAAAUCAAUCCUUAUCGUGAAAAGGGAAUCAAGAUUUAUGUCAAAGCCGAAUACAUGAACCCUACUGGAUCUAUCAAAGAUAGAAUCGCUAAAUAUAUUUUCGAUACAGCUGAAUCUGAAGGUAAACUUAGAAAAGGAAUGACUGUAGUUGCUGCCUCUUCUGGUAACACUGCUUGUUCAGUAGCCUUUAUUGCUGCUUAAAGAGGAUACAAAUGCAAGGUUAUUACUAAUACUAAAUGUAGUAAGGAGAAAUAAGAUGCUCCUAAAGCCUUUGGAGCUGAAGUUAUUGUUGGACCUUCAAACGUUUCUGCUGACUCUCCUGACCAUUAUAUGAAUAUGGCUACUAACAUGUGUAAAGCUAAUCCCGAUUAUUAUGAUAUUGAUUAAUAUGAUAACCCUUUAAAUCCUCUUGCUUACUAUAACUCCCUAGGACCAGAAAUCUGGAAUUAAACUUCAGGUAAUAUUGAUUAUUUCGUUGCUGCUGGUUCUACUGGAGGUACUAUUUCUGGAACUUCUAAAUAUCUUAAGGAGGUAAGCGAAGGAAGAGUUUAGACUGUUUUAGCUGAUCCUUAUGGCAGUGUCUUUUACCAAUAUUGGAAGACUCGUGAACUUAUUACUCCUGGAAAGUUCUAAGUAGAAGGUGUAGGUAAAGAUACUAUUCCUCUUGCUAUGGAUAUUGAUUUAAUUGAUCAAUGCGUAUAAAUGGACGAUAAGACUGCUUUUGAAACCUGCUAUAAACUUACAAAGUUUGAAGGUUUGAUGGUUGGCGGUAGUUCUGGUUUGAACGUAGCAGCAGCUCUCAAAUUAGCUUCUACUUUAGAUGGACCUGCAACUAUUGUGACUGUUUGCCCAGAUGCUGGUGUUAAAUACCUUUCUAAAAUAUAUAGCCAAGCUUGGCUUGAAUAAAAUGGAUUCGAAGGAAUUAACAAUCCUCAACUUGAAGACAUUAAAUAAUGA
Molecule: messenger RNA, 1023 nt
Organism: Tetrahymena thermophila SB210
Lineage: Eukaryota; Ciliophora; Oligohymenophorea; Hymenostomatida; Tetrahymenidae
Product: cystathionine beta-synthase
Exons: 1
Cellular component (GO): cytoplasm
Molecular function (GO): cysteine synthase activity
Source: RefSeq, a predicted model, not a curated record